Molecule: messenger RNA, 1752 nt
Organism: Cherax quadricarinatus
Lineage: Eukaryota; Metazoa; Arthropoda; Malacostraca; Decapoda; Parastacidae
Source: RefSeq, a predicted model, not a curated record
ACAAGAGCAGAUGCAGCCCUGCCAGAAGACUCCUGUUUAGAUCCAUCAGUGUAUAUAACUUGUGAUAACUUAUUACUACCAGCUAGGCGAAAAAUUUCUUCUUGAGCAGUUGCUCUAACAAGAGAUUUAAGGAAGGGAUUACUAGCAAUGAGCUUCUUGGGAGGGACUUGUAGGUAUGUGAUAUUAAAUGAACACGUCUUCCAUGGAGGGGUGAAAUGCUCUUUUUUGCCUACAGUGAUACAGUUCAUGCAGGUUAUAAAACUUAAUGCAAUUGCACGUUUUCACAAUCCAUUUAGAUCUGUGUGUAUUUACCUCUAGACACUUGGUAAGAUUCACUGUGACAGUGUCUGGUUCGUUUCUCAACAUUCUAAUACCGAGUACAGUGUUAAUUUCAACAAUCCUAUCACUGAUACUAGAAAUACCAAGCUCCUUCCUCAUGUUAAGAACUUUUGUAGAUCUGGGACAGCCAAGAAUAAUCCUGAGAGCUUCAUUUUGCAUUAACUCCAAGGGUCGGAGGGAACUUUCUCUAGCUAAUAUCAACAUGGGAGCAGCAUAAUCAAUUAAGGACCUAACAUAGGCUAUGUACAUCAUUCUCACGCAAACAGACAACAUCACUUGAAAAAUAUGAACAAUAUGAAAAUGAACACGAACAUAAUUGCUACAUAAACUACUCAGGGACAUCUGCAAAGAUGGAAAGUGAAGCAGCAGCAAUAAUUUGGCAACGAUCUCUUGACAAACAACUAAGAUACACAACAAUAGUAAGUGACGGUGACAGCAGUACAUAUAAAACCAUUGUUGACCUCAACGAUGGUGAGGGACCAUAUCCAGGUGUAAAUGUUGAAAAAGAGGAGUGUAUCAAUCACUAUUCAAAACGGCUAAAGAACAGACUGACAAAUUUGGUGAAGUCACAAUAUGUUGAGAAAGAUUUGAAAACUGCGAGGAAGAGGAAGGAGUGUACCAUGAAGAAAAAGGGCAUGUUGACAGACUCUGUAAUUGAUAAGUUAGCACAGUACUUUCAAAAUAACCUGAGAGAGAAGAUCGGUCAUGGAGUUGAAGAUAUGAGGAAUUCUAUCAUGGCAAGCUUCUUCCAUUGUUCCUCAACUGAUGAAAAACCUCAGCAUCACCUAUGCCCAACAGGUGAUAAAUCCUGGUGUUUCUACCAGAAAGCGGUAGCAGCAGACCUUCCUCCACCAUCUCACACCAAGAUGAAAGUGCACUUCCAACUGGAACCUGCAUACAUGGAGGAGGUGCAUAAUAUCUACAAAGACCUAACAUCAGAUGAGAUGAUGCAGCGUUGUGUAAAAGGCAGAACGCAAAACCCUAAUGAAAGUCUGCAUCAACGCAUAUGGUCUUACAGCAAUAAAGCCAAAUAUCAAACCAAGAGGCAUGCUGAUUUUGCAGUCAGCCAUGCUGUUGCAGACUACAAUGCUGGAUAUGCGAGGAGCUGUCUCGAUAUAGCAAUGGGCUACGGACGUUCAGCAGUGACUCAAGCACAACUUGAAUUAAAGGAGAAGCAAAUGAAGCAAAGAUGGAACUGACGUGGAAAGAAGAGGAAAAGGGAGCUGGACACGUCCUACGAGCCUGGAGGACAUUAGAUGAUCAUGUGUCCACCUACAUCCAGUCAAAGAUUGAUUGGGAUGGAUUGUUAUGAUUGGCCGGCCACCAGAGAACUUCAGGAUAAAGGGAACUUCAUGGAACUUUAGGAAUAAUGUCUAUACAACCAGUUCUACUCUCAAUAAACGUAUAAAGGCA